Molecule: messenger RNA, 363 nt
Organism: Scutellospora calospora
Lineage: Eukaryota; Fungi; Glomeromycota; Glomeromycetes; Diversisporales; Gigasporaceae
Source: the annotation of a GenBank genome assembly
AUGGAAGAAAAUGCUAGUAUUUGCUAUUUACAAAUGACUUCCUCUUACUUUUCAAAAAACUGGAAAACAACAUAUAAGUGUGUUUUUUCAGGAUAUAAUACAUAUCAAACUCUUAGUUCAUUAUUAGGUAACCAAUAUUGGAGUGUUCGAUAUUAUAAGUAUAAUCAGGUUUCUUAUAUUGUAUUAUUUAUUCAAACGAUUGAUGAAGAUUUAGUUCUAGCAUUAGAUGCUCUAAUCACAAAAAAGGUAGCCAAAAAAGUACUUAAAAAAAAAAAUCAAAAUACUAUUGAUAAAGAAGAUCCUUCUCUUAUUGUAACUUUAGAAAAAAAUAUAGCUGAGAAACCAAAAUUUAUAGUAGAUUAG